AUGGGUUCACAACGUACUGCUGUUCUGUAUAAGACAAAGUAAUUGUUUUACCAUGACAGCAUCAACUACCCCUACGACCAGGGGGGAGGGGUGAUGGAGAAAUGUGGGUGGAGUCACCCAUGACAGACAGGUCAGGGAAUGUAGAAAAGACAGUCAGAGGACAGACUGAAACACAGACACCUGCAGCCUCUGAAGCCAAACUACGAUAUAUUACGUAUUCGAGAACACACUGCCUAAUUGAAGCCAUGAAGAUCACCAUUGUGCUCUGUUGCACUGUGCUCCUGGCUCUCUCAAUCUUUGCUGUGGACCAAACCAAUGCUCGGCUCAGACUGCCCGAGUGUGACGAGUACACCUUACCAUAUUGCACCGAGGAGUACAAACCUGUGUGUGGGAGUGAUGGACUAGCCUCUGAAGCCAAACUACGAUAUAUUACAUAUUCAAGAACAAACUGCCUAAUUGAAGCCAUGAAGAUCACCAUUGUGCUCUGUUGCACUCUGCUCCUGGCUCUCUCAGUCUUCGCUGUGGACCAAACCACUCUCCCGGCGGCCAGAGAGCCCCAGUGUGACAAGUACCACCUACCAGCAUGCACCAAGGAGUACAAACCUGUGUGUGGGAGUGAUGGAGUCACCUACGACACAGAGUGUGUCCUCUGUCUAUACAACAAGGACAAUAACCAGCAUGUCUGGGUGGAGAAAGAUGGGGAGUGCUAG
Molecule: messenger RNA, 710 nt
Organism: Hypomesus transpacificus
Lineage: Eukaryota; Metazoa; Chordata; Actinopteri; Osmeriformes; Osmeridae
Product: ovoinhibitor-like
Exons: 8
Coding region: 102-710 (202 amino acids)
Molecular function (GO): protein binding; serine-type endopeptidase inhibitor activity
Source: RefSeq, a predicted model, not a curated record